UUCGUUUUCUGAUAUAAUCUGGAGAUUUACUAGUAUGACAGUGACUUAAUGAAGAGUACAUUGAACUUAACCUAUGUGUCAAAAAGAGAUUUGCAUAUUUUGUUCGAGUUUAAAAAUCCCAAUUCGUAAUUAGGUCAAAAUAUCGUACAUUUUUUUAAGAGAAAGGGACGAAAAUUCAAAGAUGUUCUCGGCUUUCAAACGAUUGGCAGGCAAAUCCGAGGGAAAUGCAUCGCCACGACCGAAUCAUCAAUCUAUGCCCUCGAAUUUGCAGAGAAAAUUCGCAAAGGGAGUUCAGUAUAAUAUGAAAAUAAUCAUCAAGGGCGACAGGAAUGUGGGCAAGACUUGUUUGUUUCAUCGUCUUCAAGGACAAAAGUUUAUCGAGGAAUAUGUGCCAACGGAGGAGAUACAAGUGGCGAGUAUUCAGUGGAAUUAUAAAGCGACUGACGAUGUUGUCAAGGUGGAAGUUUGGGAUGUUGUUGAUCGAGGUAGAAGACGACGGAAAAUGGAGGGUUUAAAAAUGGACACGGCACCGGCUGAAAAUAUUAUCGAGGAACCGGCAUUAGACGCAGAAUUUCUCGACGUUUACAAAGGGACCAAUGGCGUUAUUAUAAUGAUGGAUAUUACGAAAUCCUGGACCUUUGAUUAUGUACAACGAGAAAUUCCGAAAAUACCAAGUCACAUACCUGUUAUCGUUCUCGGCAAUCACUGCGAUAUGUCGCAUCAUAGAACAGUUACUGCCGAUCACGUCACUUAUUUUAUUGAUACUUUACAAGGACGAUUGGCACAAGUAAGAUACGCAGAGACAUCAAUGAGAAAUGGAUUUGGUUUAAAAUUAUUGCAUAAAUUUUUCAAUCUUCCAUUUUUACAAUUACAACGCGAGACACUGUUGAAGCAAAUCGAAACGAACGAAGACGAGACACGAUUGACAAUUCAAGAAUUGGAUCUCUAUCAAGAAAGUGAUGAUGCGAAUUACAAUAAAUUUUUAGACAAUCUUGUAAAUAGACGAAGAGCUGUUGCCGAUUCGACGUCAAUGACUAACGUUGUUCCAUUAUCGUCGAGUAACAAUGCUCUAUCGUCAAGCAAUAAUGCCGCAGUCACGAAUCUCAAUCAUGAAUUAAAGAGAAGUGCAACGAUAUCGGGACCAAUUGGUGCCGGUACUCCAAUUCCGGUGAAAAAUAAUAAUGUCGAUUUAAGAACGCCGCCAAAGAAGGACAAUAAUGCAUUAAUGAAAAUAAUGUCGGAUAAUUUAAUCAAGACUUCGCCUCACCAUUCCUCGCACAACAGUACACCGAGAGAGGGUCAUAAUCCUGAAAUUAUUGGCAAUAAUCAAGAGAAACGUGAUUCGCAACAAUUACGACAACAGUCGUUCAUGUCGAAGAUAUUUGGAAAUAAGAAAGAGGAGGAUGGGGAGAAAUUGCCAAAUAUUGCUGGGAUUAAUUUAAAUUCACCAUUGACGAGCGUCGAGGAUUUCGUUCCUGACGAUGAUGUGCUGGACAAGUCCUUCUUGGAGGAGGGCUGCCAAGGUGGGCAACAGUCACAAUCAGAGCACGUCGAUUCCGACAGCGAUACAGAAACUGCGAAUCCGUUGGUGGCCGGUUUUGAGGACGAUUUAUCGUCAGCCGACGAGUCACCAACACCAGUGCAAUUGAAACUGACGGAAAAUCCAUUGAGUAAAUCGAGACACAAACGUGAAUUACAGGGAGCUGAAUCGAGUCAGGAAAUUUCGCAAAUACAAAAAAGUGACUCUGUGUCUUCCAUUGAGCACGACUUUCAGGGUUCAAGUGAAUUCGAUUUGAAUAAUCGACAAGAUUCGGAUACUUAUGAUAGUUGGCUGGGAAGGGAUUCGAAAUGGCGACAGAGUCCAGAAGGCGGGGAGGAUGUCAGCAGUAAUAGCACGAGGAAAGAUAGACUCGAAUUUAGUGACAAAAGUCGCGAUGUCAGUAUGACAAGUUCUAAUGUUCAUCUUGAACUUCUUGAUACUUCCAGUGUAAGACAAUUGAGUUCGAAUGGCAGCAGUCCCGUUUUAAAGGAGAAGAAGAAACACAAGGAGAAGAACGAGGACAGAGAAAAGAAAAAGAAGAAAAAAUCCAAGGAUAAAGACAAGGAGAAAGAGAGGGAAAAAUCCGAGAAGAAGAAAAAAAGGCGAUCAUUACAAAAAUCAAAGGAGGAAAAUCGUGAACGAGAUGAACUCGAAGAAUUUUUAAACGGUUCUGUAACGAGGGUAAAUGUUGAUAUGGCAUAUGAGGCCAUAUGAAAGCGAAUUGUCUCUCUUCAUUUGGCUUAAUAUGCUUCUUUUGAUGUCUAUGAAAUUUCUCUCAAGACUUUAAAAAUCUCGUUACUAUAACGAUAGUUAGAAAAAGUAAUUUAUUAAAGAAAACAAAAAGCGUUAUAUGUAUAAAUAUUGUGAACUCAUAAAUAGAAUUUUCUCCUUUCGGAAUAUUCAACUUUUGAAGAAUUUUAAAUGUGUACACUCAAAAGCUCGCUCAAAAGAAAUGUCAUUCUAUUUGAAUAUUUCACUUUUUCCAAACAAAAAGUGGUAUUUACAAAAUUAAUGAAUGUAAUUCAAAGAAAUUUUGAUUAAAUUCGCAAAACAUAUUUCAUUUUUUAAUUUAGGUUUGAAAGUAUU
This is a messenger RNA of Leptopilina heterotoma, 2626 nucleotides long. RefSeq names its product rab-like protein 6 (gene Rab7). The transcript has 6 exons. Bases 182 to 2254 code for a protein of 690 amino acids. Gene Ontology annotation, molecular function: GTPase activity; GTP binding. NCBI's taxonomy places the organism in Eukaryota, Metazoa, Arthropoda, Insecta, Hymenoptera, Figitidae. The record is from RefSeq and is a predicted model, not a curated record. Gene Ontology annotation, cellular component: cytosol; nucleus.